AUGUCAGAAGACUCGAAUUCAAUCUUAACAACUAUAAAGUAUUACAAAAGCAUUUUAAAAUUUCCAUCAUUUCCAAAAUAAUAUUCAGAAUUAGAUGAGACAUAAGAAUAGAAUGAACUUUUUUUUUGUAAUUCCAAAUAGAGGAAGGAGGAAAGUUUAAAACUCUUAAAAGAAUGGGCUUAAAAUAGAAUGGAUUUAUUUGAAAAGAAUAGAGAAAUUGUAGAAGAAUUAGCAGUUUCAUGUGACUAUAGAAUCCGCUUAUCAGUUGAUUUUCUUCAAAUAGUUUACAAAUUUUUCAAUGAGAAAUAUUUCCAUGAAUAACAAUAUGCAUAAUUCCUCAUCACUAAACCUUAGCCAGCCUUGAAACAAAAUCCACUAAAUCAAUAACUGUAUUCUACAGUAGGAACUUCGAUAUCCACAUUUGAAGAAAACAAUUUAAAAAGAUUAGAAAAAAUAGCAAACUUUGCUCAUACAAUUCAAACCGAAAUACUAAAAGCAUAAUCAUUUCAUGAUUUGAGUGAUAUGGAUAAACAAUUAGACUUGCUGUUGAGUUCAAUAAUCUCAUAGAAAAAAUUACUCCAAAAUUACAUUACAUCAGCAGGUUAGAAGUUAAAUUAAAUUAUCUAACAAUUUCCAUAGCAUGGCCAACCUUAAAGAUAGAGAAAACCAAUUUUUGAUGAUUAGUAACAACAAUCUUAAUAAUCUCAACAAUAACCUUAAUUACCAUAAUAAAGUAGAACAGAUAAAAUAUUAUAAAAUAUCUCAGCCUUAGGAACUUUACUAGUUGGAGCAUCAUCUUUCUAAGAUCCUGUAGAAAUGGAACUAAAUUAACAGAUGAAAGAAUAAGAAAGAUAAAUUAGAGAACAACAAUUAAAAGAAGAACAAAGUUUAAGCAAUGGAAGUGAAUUAUAAUAAGAUGUGGAAAAUCAAGAAUAGAAGGAGAUCUCAAAUAAAGAAGAAGAAUAAGUUGAUAAAUAAUCAUAGAGUGAAAAGCCAUAAGAAUUAGAGAGUUAAUCAGAAUUAAAAGAAAAUUAGAAUGAAUAAUAGUUUGAAUAAAAACAAUUGCCAUAAAAGCUGUCAGGAUCAUUAAGCAGUGCAGAAUACUAUAAAUAAUAAUAAUAAUUAAAAGAAAGAUAAUAAUUUGAAUCAAAUAACAUUAAAUCUAAAAACUAUCAACCUUAAGGAUAAUCCUUUUAAUAAAACAAAUACGAAGAUAAUGGAAAAAAAAUAAAUAAUCAACCUGUUGAUGUUUAUAGACUAAUUAUUAGUUUUGUAGCCACCCAAUAAUAUGCUAACAAAUCGUUGAAUUAGUUAGCUGAAAAAGUAUUAUAAUAUUGGAAAUAAGUUAUUACAAUAGAAUAGAAACGAGCACAAUGGGCUAAAGAUUCUUGUUUGAUCUAUAAAAAGGGAAUUGCAGAAGUGCACAAUUUAUAAGUAGAUCUACCUGAAUUGGUAAUUGAUGUUGAAUAACAUUACAAUCUCAAAAAAAUAUUACCUAAAGAGAUUGCCUAAUUUGAAGAUGGCCAUUAAGAAGAAUUUAUAUAAACAUUAGUUAUAAAGGAAAUUGGAUGUUAAGCAGCAAGACUGUUAUUAGUCAAGGAAUUCAGAGUGCAUGUUGUUGAUAAAAAUAAUGAAUAAUCAGCCAUUCUAGUAUUAACUAUAGAUAAAUAUGUUGGCUGUUGGUUAAAGCAUGAUGACACAAUAGAAGCUGUUGAUAAUCCAGUUCUUCAUUAUCCAAUUAAGGAUAUGGCUAUUCAGAAAGUUAAUGAACUAAUAUUAGAUAUAAUGCCCUCAAGACAUUUAUUGUUUUUGAAUAUCGCAAAUGACAGAUAGAAAAGCAGAAUUAAAUUCCAAAUGCCCGAUGAUAUGGAAGAAUUUUGUACAAUUUCAUAAGCAAAAGCUUGAUAAUAUUGAGUGUAAUAUAAUGAAAUUAAAUUGUUUUAUAUUAUUCUUCAAA
Paramecium tetraurelia is the source of this 1957-nucleotide messenger RNA. RefSeq lists its product as uncharacterized. The record is from RefSeq and is a predicted model, not a curated record. NCBI's taxonomy places the organism in Eukaryota, Ciliophora, Oligohymenophorea, Peniculida, Parameciidae. The transcript is spliced from 4 exons.